Messenger RNA from Exophiala viscosa, 2416 nucleotides. RefSeq lists its product as uncharacterized. The transcript is spliced from 2 exons. The record is from RefSeq and is a predicted model, not a curated record. Bases 149 to 2284 code for a protein of 711 amino acids. Lineage: Eukaryota; Fungi; Ascomycota; Eurotiomycetes; Chaetothyriales; Herpotrichiellaceae.
AAUGUCGAUGGCUGACGCGCUCCGACGCGAAUUGGAGAAACAAUUCUUUAAGGAACUCCGCAGAAGUUGGUGUCCUUGACUACCUCUCAGAGCAAUUGAGAUAGUAUCACGUAACUCCUCAUCACUCCUUCGAGGACACUGUGAGAGGAUGGAUCGGACAGUGCUUCGACAGAAAGAGCGCUUCCAGCUCAGCUACGAACUCCCUCACGAAGCCUACUUUUCUCACGUCUACCCCCGCCAGUCGUCGAAUGGUUCAACGGUGAUCAUCUAUGGCCAUGAAGAAGGUCUGCGCCUUGCCUGGUACGCUGGAAAGCCGUUCAAACCAACCAAGAAGGAUGCUGCACCACCCAAGGUCAACGGGACUGCGAGGAAGGAUGCUAUGGUGAUUGAUCUCGACGACGAUGACGAUGAGCCGGGGCCAAAAGAAGCACCAACAGCACCUGCAGAGUUCGAGGAAGAGGACGAGGAGAUUGAACCAACCGCGCCAUACCGAGACAUUCUUCGAUAUGUUGACAUACCCCUAGGCACAGCAGCUAUGCGCAUUGCAGUACCUCACAUCCCAAAAGACCCUACACAGAUUUCGUCUGAAUCAUGGCCUGCAAUUUACAAAGAGCGCAUUCUAGUAGCUGUUGCCUGCUCAGAUGCCAGCAUUCGCGUCAUAUCAGCUCCUCUUGAUCCUCCAGCUAUAGGGGUGGAGGAUGUCUCGAAGAUGGACGUGCAGGUGCUAAAGAUAUUCGGACCGACUUCACAUCAAGAAUUCAUUUCAGAUAUAGCUGUCACACAUACAACGGGCAUCUCGCACGACCAAGAUGACGUCGAGAGACAACCACGAAAUACAACUCAAGAUGGUACACAACCCAAAUCGACGUCUUCCUCUGAGACACCACAAUGGUCCCUUUUGAUAGCAACGGUAUCCUGCUCGGGAGGAGGGCUCCUGUUAGUCCAUCAGGUGCCGAUCCAGAGCAGCAAAAUGCUUUCAACCGCUCCCGAGCAUUUCUUGCCGAUCAGAAGACACCAUUUACGUGCAUCGACCAUGAGUGCGAAACUUGCUUUCAAUCCAUCCCCAUAUCCUGCCGAGCGACACUCCAGCUUGCUGAUCACAUUGCCUGCCGCUUCAUGCAUCAAGCUAUUUCAGGUAUUUCCCACAUCUCCAAGAGAGCGCAGAGGGUCCACAGCAACUACCGACUCCGCGUCUACCAUGCGAUCAGUACGGACAGCUGGCGGAUCACGAGGAAAAUUUCUCAUGACCUUCCUGCCGACUUUCACCCAAGAAGCCGACGCUGCCGGCCCGAGAAGGAAAAGUGUUCUUGACGCACAAUGGGUUGCUGGUGGUCGAGCCGUCAUUGCACUCCUCGAGGAUGGUGAAUGGGGAAUUUAUGAUCUCGAAGCAGUUGGACCUAUGUCUUCAAAUACAGGAGGCAACCUUAUUCGCGGACAAGGAAACAUUUCUGGUAUCCAUGGCGGAUCUCUGACCAAAUUUGCAAUUCGAUCUACCAUUUCGCCAGCCGAGGAAACCAAACAAAAGACAUCAAACGCUGAGUCUCAGCCGGCAACAGGUACGUUGGCACCAAUGACGCCGUCAACACGUAAAGCACGCUCCGAAGGAUUAUUCCACGGAUCCAAGCGGAACAAGAGCACAUCGGAAUCUCAGAGUCGACGAGGAAGCAUCUAUGUUGAUGGAAACCACUCAAAUCGAACUCACGAUGAGUCCGCGGUCAUCAGCUACGCGGGCCAAGACAUUUACAUUUCCUCCAUCUCCUCGUUUUGGAAAUCAGAGCUCAAACCCACCCGACUCCCAACAAUGAAGACGGGCGGUCAGCAAACCCGAUCUUUGAGCCUGCUGCCCCGAUCCAGCGGCAAUGGCGGUGGCUCCGCAGGCCUUUUCGGUCUCGCAACAUCCACCCCUGACUUUCUCAUUCAAACUGAUCACCGCCUCAUCUUUUCCGUCAAUCCACUCAGUGAAACCACAAGCACCUCAACUCAGACAGCACUAUCCCUCGCCCCAGAAGCCUUCGACCAAGCCCUCCUGGCGAGUGGAGAAUUAGACGUCGACGGCAUGGACCGGGUAUUGGAGCAGAUGGGCGGCAGCGGCGGCCUGGCUGCGUCGGUAUCAAAACCGAUGAACAUCUUCACCAAAAGCGUUGGAUUUCAGAUCGACGACGACGAAGACGAGGACGUCGAGAUGGCGUCCCCCACACCUGCCAAAUUCUCCUCGUUCAAGCCCAGAAAUUGGUCCAGACCGUCGACUGGAGCUCCAAAAACGCAGCGGAGGAUCUUUACCUAGAGAAAGCGGGCCACAGUCUAAACCAUACUCAUACUUUCCCCAAGGUCUGCCACAGACUGACGUCCUCUUGAAAGCAUAUCCUGACAUUUGAGGAAAACACGUGGCUUGUCCUCUUUAUGUACGAUACCCCGG